Molecule: messenger RNA, 573 nt
Organism: Acanthoscelides obtectus
Lineage: Eukaryota; Metazoa; Arthropoda; Insecta; Coleoptera; Chrysomelidae
Source: the annotation of a GenBank genome assembly
AUGCUGCCUAGUGUUAGUUCUACAUGGAUUGAUAUAAAAAAAAAUUCAAAGUCGAGACUAGCAGACAGGAAAAAAUAUCAGUCUGGUACAGGGGGCGGUCUACCUCCAAGGCAUUUUGAUAAUGUCGAAGACAAAAUUAUGGAACAAAUUACUCCAGUUUGUGUCACUGGAAAUGAGAAUGUUCCAGACCCAUUUGUGUUGGAAGAAAUGCCUCAUAAGCUGGAUUAUGAUUACUGUGGUGAUUUGGAAGAAGACACAGAUAUGGCAAUUGAAGUUGGACAAGCUGAUGUUGCAAGCACAGAAUUAAAAGACAUAAAUGCUUCCCAAGCAACAAGUUUAGAGUCCUUAAAUCCUGUUUUAAAUACUGGCACAAGUGUCAAAAGACCACAUAAGAGAGUUAACAAAACAAUGCGCUUAACAGAAUCUAUAAAGAAUAAUAAAAGAUUUUUACAGCUAACCGAGGAGUCAAUGAAAAGUACAAAAAAUUAUCAGACUGAAAAGCUGAAAAUAUUGAAAUCGUACUAUGAAACCAAACCAAAUAUAGUUUUGCAAUGUUCGUACCUGUUAGAAUAA